CUCAAUUUUUGAUUUUGAAAAAAAAUUUUUCUACUAGAAACAUUUUAAUCUAGGACUAGAUUCAAAGUCUAGGUCUAACCGAGAUUUUAGAUGUAGUUAAAUCAAGAAUUGUUGUUUGUGGACAUUGCUAGUCUGGCUACCCUAUCGUGAGGUUCCGAUAACAGUUACCCGAUAACCGAUAGCACAACCUUGAUACAUUAGCUGCCAUCCCCAUCUCUCUCGGUUGUUUUUUUGCGUUUUUGCAUAACAAAAUCUCUGAAAUUCGCCAGAAACGAUCACCAUUGCGGGCACAGUGACUAGGAGACCACGAGAGGCACAUCCCACUCGCAGGGCAGUCGGAAUGGGACAGUACACGGCGUCACAGCGCAAGAAUGUGCGGAUACUGCUCGUGGGUGACGCCGGGGUGGGCAAGACAUCGCUGAUUCUUUCGUUGGUCAGCGAGGAGUAUCCCGAGGAGGUGCCGCCUCGCGCCGAAGAGAUCACCAUUCCGGCAAACGUCACGCCGGAGCAGGUGCCCACCAGCAUCGUCGAUUUUUCGAGUGUGGAGCAGUCGGAGGAUGCCCUAGCGGUCGAGAUCAAUAAGGCGCACGUGGUUUGCAUUGUGUAUGCGGCGAACGAUGAUGACUCCUUAGACCGGAUCACCUCGCACUGGCUGCCGCUUAUACGCGCCAAAUGCAAUCCCUCCUUGAACGGCGAGGGAGACACUGAAGCAGAGGCAGAGGCUGAGGGGGACACUGAACGGGAGCCCGUGCGGAAGCCCAUUGUCCUGGUUGGAAACAAGGUUGAUUUGAUCGAGUAUUCCACCAUGGACAGCGUUCUGGCCAUCAUGGAAGACUACCCCGAGAUUGAAAGCUGCGUAGAGUGCUCGGCCAAGACGCUGCACAACAUCUCGGAGAUGUUCUACUACGCCCAGAAGGCCGUGCUGCACCCGACUUCGCCGCUCUACGUGAUGGAUGAACAGGAGCUAACUCCGGCCUGCAAGAAGUCGUUGGUGCGCAUCUUUAAAAUCUGCGACAUAGAUGGCGACAAUCUGCUGAACGACUACGAGUUAAAUCUGUUCCAAAGGCGCUGCUUCAACACGCCUUUGCAACCACAGAUCCUCGACGAGGUGAAGGCCGUAAUACAGAAGAAUGUGCCCGAUGGCAUCUACAACGACGCGGUCACAUUGAAGGGCUUCCUCUUCCUGCACUGUCUGUUCAUCCAGCGGGGAAGGAACGAGACCACCUGGGCUGUGUUGCGACGAUUUGGCUACAAUGACCAGUUGGAGAUGUGCCAGGAGUAUUUGCGGCCCCCCUUGAAAAUUCCACCUGGCAGCAGUACGGAGCUGUCGCACCGGGGGCAGCAGUUCCUCAUUGCCGUGUUCGAGCGAUACGAUCGCGAUGGAGAUGGGGCCUUGUCGCCCGAGGAACACAAGAUGCUGUUCAGCACAUGCCCGGCAUCGCCUUGGUCCUACUCCACGGAUAUACGCAAGUCCUGCCCCAUCAAUGAGAACACCGGUUGGGUGACCCUGCACGGUUGGCUCUGCCGCUGGACCCUAAUGACGCUUAUCGAUGUGGUGAAGACCAUGGAGUAUUUGGCUUACCUGGGCUUCAAUGUCCAUGAGAAUGACAGCCAGUUGGCUGCCAUACACGUGACCCGGGAGCGUCGCAUCGAUUUGGCCAAGCGCCAGAGCAGCAGGUCCGUGUACAAGUGUCAUGUGAUUGGACCCAAGGGAUCCGGAAAGACGGGCCUGUGUCGGGGCUUUCUGGUCGAGGAAAUGCACAAGCUAAUCGGCAAGGAGUUCAAAACCAAUGUGGUACACUGCAUCAAUUCAGUUCAAGUGUAUGGCCAAGAAAAACAUCUCAUCCUGCGCGACAUUGACGUUCGGCACGCCCUCGAUCCCCUCCAGCCCCAAGAAGUCAACUGCGAUGUGGCCUGCUUGGUCUUCGACUCCUCCAAUCCCCGCUCCUUCGAGUACGUGGCUCGAAUCUACAUUAAAUACUAUGCGGAGAGCAAAAUUCCGGUCAUGAUAGUGGGCACCAAGUGCGACAUGGACGAACGCCGGCAAGACUAUCUGAUGCAGCCGUCGGAGUUCUGUGAGAAGUACAAGCUACUGCCUCCACACCUCUUCAGUCUGAAGACCAACAAAAAAGAACUGUAUACCAAGUUGGCGACCAUGGCCGCUUUUCCGCGAUUCCAGGCCGCCUGGAUACUGUUCUACAAGCACAGGUUGGUACAGCUGUGGGAAUCAGCCCACUUGAGGCAAUUCGGCCUCAUGACAGACGAUCCCAGGCUGUGGUGGAAGGCUGGACUGGGCGUAGCAGCGGCCACAAUGCUGGGAUUUCUUGUGCUAAAGACCAUCAGUUCGGUUAGUGGGCACUCCCGCUAGAAGGAUAAACUGCAGUUACACGUUAAUGUUUAUUAAAUUUAUGUAACUUAUUGAUUACCAUUUUGCUUGCUACUGUAAAUCCAAAUUUAUUGUUACGAAACGCUAAGCAAACAAUGAAAAUGGGGGACGCAUGCCGAUGUUCUCAUAUUCCAGACAUGUAAA
This is a messenger RNA of Drosophila serrata, 2530 nucleotides long. RefSeq names its product mitochondrial Rho GTPase (gene Miro). Gene Ontology annotation, cellular component: mitochondrial outer membrane. The record is from RefSeq and is a predicted model, not a curated record. Gene Ontology annotation, molecular function: GTP binding; calcium ion binding; GTPase activity. Lineage: Eukaryota; Metazoa; Arthropoda; Insecta; Diptera; Drosophilidae. Gene Ontology annotation, biological process: mitochondrion organization.